AUCCGGUCAAUUUACAUACUAAGCUCCGCCCGCCGUGGCGAGCAUGUCCGUGCAUCCACCCGGGAUCAUCCGCGGAAAAGGAAGAAUAUCAGCGGCUGUCAGAAAAGUUUUCCUGCGGGAAGAGGCUCGUGUUCGCUCGGGCUGAAGGAUCGCCGGGGGAUCGCGCUCUCAGGAUUAAUAAUCGCCACAAUAAACUGAGCUAUUUCUGUCAUGGACGCGCUAAAAUCAGCCGGACGCGCGAUCAUUCGCAGUCCCAGUCUGGCGAAACAGUCCUGGAUCUCUGGAAAGCAUAAAAAGCUGCCGGAGAACUGGACGGACACACGGGAGACGCUAUUGGAGGGGAUGGUGUUUCAGCUGAAGUAUCUGGGCAUGACGCUGGUGGAGGAACCCAAAGGAGAAGAGCUUUCAGCCGCUGCCGUCAAGAGAAUCGUCGCUACUGCUAAAGCCGGUGGGAAGAAGCUUCAGAAGGUGACGCUGAAGGUUUCUCCCCGAGGGAUCAUUCUCUACGACAGCGCUUCAAACCAGCUGAUAGAGAACGUGUCCAUAUACAGGAUAUCGUACUGCACAGCUGAUAAGAUGCAUGAUAAAGUGUUUGCCUACAUCGCUCAGAGUCAACGCAACGAGACGCUGGAAUGUCACGCGUAUCUCUGCACCAAGAGGAAAGUGGCUCAGGCGGUGACGCUGACGGUGGCUCAGGCCUUUCGUGUUGCUUUUGAGUUUUGGCAGACUGCUAAAGAAGAGAAAGAGAAGCAGGUGAAAUGUGGCUCAGAUGGAGAGGCAGCCAGCAGCUCUCAGUCCGAGAGUUCAGCCAGUCUGAGCAGCAUGAAAGGAGAGGUGGCCACUGGGGAUCUACUGGACCUUGAAUGUGGUGUUAAAGAUCGCUCAGGGAAAGACGCCGCACACCCUGUACAGAACCACAGCACAGAGAACAACAACACUGUAUGGGAACUUGAGGAUGGUCUAGAUGAGGCUUUCUCAAGCCGCAGUCUGGACAGUUUUGAGUCCAACACAGGCUCGCUGAGUCUCGCACUAACCCCCAGGUGCUGGACAUUGGGGUAAACCCUCAGGACUACAACCCUGAAGACUGCUUGUCUCCGACUCACUGGGACAAAGCCGACAGUGAAGCGGCGGAUGCAGAGGAUGCGUUUGGAUUCUGAUGAUGAGCGGCUGGUGUGAGCUAGAGCUGGUGAAGCAACACACAAAGGGAAUGAAUGAAGCGGCGCUGCUCGACUCUCACUCACCUGCGCCCUCUGGUGGCCAGAGCUGAACCUGCGGUCUGCAAACCCAACCUAAUGACUUCAAAAAAGCACAGACCAAAGCAAUACAGUAGAAAGUAUUUCCCCUUCAAUUUCCUUUUAAGUACAUUUAUAUUUUAUUGCCAAUUAGUUACUUUGUGUUUUAUUUUGUAUGUAUGUGACUGUAAAAUGUACAGUGUCCUCCACUAACAUUGGCCUACCGUGUAAAUAGCAGCAAAGAAGACAAAAAAAAAAGAGUCUUUAAUGUUUAGCGUUAGCGAUAACCAGAAUUUGCUGCAGACUUAUCAGUAUGAUAAUGUAUUUCCAACUGAAAUUGAAGAUUGAGUAGGAGAUGAGGUUUCAGAGGUGACGUGGCUAAGAAUAAGGGUGCUUUCACACCUGUCAGUUGUUCCGAAACAGAGAUUAAAAUUGUUACAUUGUUGCUCUUUGCUCUUGGUGCGGUUCGCUUUCACACGGCAAAGUUUUUAAAUGGACCAAAAGAGCUAAAACAAGUCACGGGAGAGUAAACUCUCCUCAGAGUUUCACGAUUUAUUUUGCAGAGUCCUGUCGGGGGGUGGUUGUUUGGUGGUGUUUGACAGGGUGCGCGCGACGUGUCUGAAGAGCGAGGAUGGAUGCAGUGGGGAGGGGUGAGAAAGGUGCGCAACGUAUUUGAGGACCGGGAGGUAGACGCGUGAUUUCCGUGAGAUUAUGACUCGUUUGUGGGCAUCCGGGAGUCUCUGUGCAUUUGCGGGAGACUCACAAAACAUCCAGGAGACUUGGAAUGUCUGGAAUGACCUCCUGCCCUACUCAUAAUUCUCUCUUCUUAAAGUCGUAUGCCUAUUACAUAUCUAUAAAACACUGUGAUAUAGCCAGGCUGUCAUAAAGGGCACCUAGUUAACCCUUUUUUAAGAUUUAAUAUUAAUAUUAUGGUUCUUCUGAGUGUGCCUGUUUAGGUUGAGUUCAAAACAGAACUCAGAUUUUUUAUUAUAAUGUGUUCAUUAUAUAAGUGUGUUGGGGGCGUGUACACAGGUCGUUGUUUUAAGGGUGUGUUGCUUCACAUGAAAAUUAAAUUCGACUUCCUGCCCAACUUAACAAGGGGGCGGAGCUUAGAGCUUCCUUGCUUUAUGUAUGGCAACAGACAGGCAGACAGAGAGAAGCAACAUGAGUGAGAGGAUCCGCAUUUAGCUGUACAUGUACGACUUGGACACAGACCAAGCAGGGACUACUGUUGAGGAAUCAAUAAGCAGAAUGUGUCAGAUUGUGUCAGAGUGGUAGUUACAAAAUCAUUUGUGUUUUUGUAGAGUUUUACAGCCGCUAUGUUACGAUGCAUGCGUCAUCCGUAAAGUGGUGCAAUGAUUAACUGGUUUCACUAUAAAUCGCGCUUUAAUUCGUUAUGGUUAAUUAAUCAUAAAGGCUUCUCAACAAAUCAAAAACAGAUCAAAACUGCGCCAACAAAACAAAGUUAUGCCAACUGUGUGCUAGUUUAAAGUUCCGAGCUUGUACACGGAGACAAAUAACCACACACACUGGAUUAACUUUGACUGAGGCUAUAACUAAGGCCAGUUAAUUAUUUUCAAUAGAGGGACGCGCACGCGAGGCAACGUGCUCACACUUUACAGCCGCACUUAGUUAAGAUGACAGGGAGCGUCUGUGACUGUGGGAAAUGCUGAAGUUUAAGGAAGACCCAAUGAAAAGUACAAAUGUUUGCAAACCCACCUAAAGUUACAAACAAAGGCACAGAUGAGAGCGAUCAUGUGGUGAACGUUGAUCCGCCAGCUGAGAUCAAUCGAGUGUUUUCAAAGAGAGUGCUGAAAGACUCGGUGGAUCAGCUGUUUUCAAUGGCCUGAAUCUCAAUACGUUGCAUUCAGUGCGUGUUCAGCACAAAAUGGCCGCUAAAUGUAAAAUCUCUGUUGCUCAUUCGCAGGAAGACGAUGAAAGCUCUUGUGUUGAGCCCAAUGAGCCUUACAUCCAAAAAUAGAGCAAAGGUGUUCCUUUAGUGACAUUGCUUUGACUCACACUGAAAAUAGCAGACGUCAAUGGUAAUGCGCGCCUAUCAGUCAAUAUUGGUUGGUGGGGGACCCGCACUCCUACAUCAAGUUGCGGUCAGUCUCAAAAUCGCUCCAAUUGGUCCACCGUUUUUAUGCUUUUAAAUUAAAAAAAAGGACUGGGUGUGUUUAUACGGUUAGACGGUGUAUACACUAUACCUACACAUAUGUCUGUCCAAACAGCUUGAAAAAUAGAUUUUUUACCAUAGGUGCCCUUUAAAGUGGCCAUGAAAUGGAAGUUAUGACCAUCCUAUUUACCCAUAUUGUGAUGUACAUCCACUAGAAACAGUCCUGAAAUGAGAAAGAAAAAACAUUAGAGAAGAGCAUGACUUUAUUCUUUGGAAGCUGAUUUGAUUGUUGAAAGAAGGGCAUUGCCAACAAAAUUAAGGAAGACUGACGAAUGGACAGACUCAGAGCAGGAACGAGACACACCCUGAUAGCCCCUCCCUAAAGAACUGCUGGGCCUGGUAGCCCUGCCCUAAAUGACUGAUAGCCACACCCUAAAUGACUGAUAACCCUGCUGGGCCUGGUAGCCCUGCCCUAAAUUAUGGAAAGCUCCGCCCUAGGGGCCUGAUAGCUCCUCCCUAAAUGACUGAUAGCAACACCCUAAAUUACUAAUUGCUAGGCGACCAACAACCGUUUUCUCAGAGGAUGACAAGCUGACAAAACAUUGCUCUUUCAUACAAGCUGAAGCUGAUCGGUCCAUUCUUGUUACAUGACCCGUGGUGCACUCAUGGGAUUUAUUCAACUGUGUGCACCUGGAAGGCACGAACACAUCACACCGCUCGUGCGCGCACCUUCAUUGGAAAAAAAAAACUUGUGCAAACUUUAGAAAAGAGGCGAAUGGCCUCUAAAAGGCCGCU
This is a messenger RNA of Danio rerio (zebrafish), 4143 nucleotides long. NCBI's taxonomy places the organism in Eukaryota, Metazoa, Chordata, Actinopteri, Cypriniformes, Danionidae. The record is from RefSeq and is a predicted model, not a curated record.